Molecule: messenger RNA, 2879 nt
Organism: Leptonychotes weddellii (Weddell seal)
Lineage: Eukaryota; Metazoa; Chordata; Mammalia; Carnivora; Phocidae
Source: RefSeq, a predicted model, not a curated record
AGCGGCGUCCUGACGAAGGCCAUGGUUGCUUGUUAUCCAGGCAAUGGAACGGGUUAUGUACGUCAUGUUGAUAAUCCAAAUGGAGAUGGAAGAUGUGUGACGUGUAUAUAUUAUCUUAAUAAAGACUGGGAUGCCAAGGUAAGUGGAGGUAUACUUCGAAUUUUUCCAGAAGGCAAAGCCCAGUUUGCUGACAUUGAACCCAAAUUUGAUAGACUGCUGUUUUUCUGGUCUGACCGUCGCAACCCUCAUGAAGUACAACCAGCAUAUUCUACAAGGUACGCAAUAACUGUUUGGUAUUUUGAUGCAGAUGAGAGAGCACGAGCUAAAGUAAAAUAUCUAACAGGUGAAAAAGGUGUGAGGGUUGAACUCAAUAAGCCUUCUGAUUCCAUCAGUAAAGACGUCUUAUAGAGCCUUUGAUCCAGCAAUACCCCACUUCACCUACAAUAAUUGCAAGCUCUUUGUUAACUUGUGAAUACGAAUAAAUGGGAUAAAGAAAAAUAGACAACCAGUUGGCAUUUUUAUAAGGAAACAAACAACUUUGUCAUGUUGCAUCAGAAAGAAGAUUUUGACUGUGUGACUUUGUACUGCAUGAUUGACUCCAAACCUGUGAUUGCUCAUGGGAAGAAUAUAAGCUACCAGCAGAAAAUGGGGUUGACAUCUGGACAUGAAAUAAGUGCCCUAGGUAGAAGUUUUUCAUUCUUAUAUUUUGCCAGAUCUGUCAUCUAGAUGAGUUCAUUUCAUCUCUCCCUUUUUUAUAUAGUAAGUUUGAAUUUGAAGUAAUUUUUGUAUGAUCAGGUACAAUACAUCAAAACUGAAUUGACAAAAAAUUACAGUAUUACUCCCCCAAAUAGCAUCAAUCUAUUUUUGUAAACUUCUUCGUACUAUUAAAUUUUGCCCUAAAAAAGACCUCUUAUCAUGAUUGUUGCCAGUGACUGAUGAUUACUUUCAUUUCCUUUUUACUUACCAUAAGAAAAGGAGCACUUUAAUCGCCAACUUAAAACUCAGAUUGUUUUGUAGUCCUGUCUUUUACACUAAUUUGAGCUCUUAAAGAUUGCUGCUGUCCUGUUUUUGACAUUGUUCAUAACAAAACAUUAACAGUAAAACCAUCACCGUUUACUACCAGUAACUUUUGGUUCAUGUUUUAUAAGAAAAAAAUACCCAGGUUUUAUUCUUUUAAGUUAGUAUUUUUAAAAGACUAAAGUGACUGGCACUAAAUGAACUUGAGUUUGUCCUCAGCAUCAAGUUCCCAAGACAAAGGGCUCUCUCAUGCUUUCAGGUAUAUCCUGUAGAUGUAGAAGGUGACAACGUCCCCUUCCUAAGACUUUUCCUUUUGCUUCCUGUCAAGUUGAUCGUACUUCCAAUUUUGCUGUUACGUUUUCUUCCUACUCCUGUGACGCACGUGGUCUGCAGUGGAGAACCUGGCUUCUGUUGGCUAGCUUCAGGGGGAGACUGAGCGCUGGGGCUGAGCCGCGUUAGUAUAGACCGAAUGUUAGCGAAUCCUCGGAGCCGAGCCAGGGCAGGCAUUCCUCAGGCGCGAUGCUCACCUCUUUGUCAGUACUGAAAGCUGGAUGUUUAGCUUAAAAAUACAAAAGAAGCGGAAAACCAGGUAGCUUUAUUAUUCUAUUCUGUUUUGUGACUUUUCUUUUACUUUUCAGAAAAAAGAGGGACUAUUACAUUAUCACACAAGGCCUCCCAGACUUCUGUUUUUUGAUGUAUGAACUGGGAAGGAUGUCUAGGACUUUGUUUUCCUGGGCUGACCUCUAGCAGAGCCCAAAGGGUGGUAUCCAUGUUUAGCAUGAAUUAUGGGUCUAGACCUUGCCCACUUCAGUUUUCUGUCUCUGUCCUUGAUCUUUGCCAAAAUGUGUGUACAGAAAUACUUCUGUAUAUUUCAACUCAUGACAGUUUUAGCAUCUGUAUAGUUCGUAUUCAAUUAGAGACCUUUUCUAUGGAAAGCUCAGUAAUUUUUAUUAAAAGAUUGCUAUUGUUCAUGUAAAACAUGAAAAAAAAAAUUGUUUAGUGAAACCGACAGCGUGGACUUAGGGCGGGAUGAAAGAUUCAGUAUCGUGAACUCACUUAGGAGAACUUGCGGGAGAAAAUUCGAGUUUAUUGUUGUCUUUCCUGCCCGUGCUCGGUUUUGUUCUCCUUCCUCUUCUGUGUUCCAGACAAUGCAAUGUAAACCUCUCUCUAGUCAGUGCCUCUGCCGGCCGGACCUGGGGAUGCAAGGUGUCUCUGCCCUCUGGUCUGCGGUGCGGCGUGCUGCGCUGGGCCCCCACUCAAAAGCGCUGUCGUUUUUAGGUCUAGUAGAAGUUGUCUUCUGUUGGGGGGGUGCGGUUCGUGUGGUUGUCAAGGUGGGACUGCAACAGCCUUUCCUUCUGGGAACCCCUGUGUCAUUCACAUGUGUAUCUCUGCAGUUGUGCAAAGUGUCAGAUUCUACUGUCUGUGCGUGUGCUUUCCAGGCAGGUCUUAAAAUUUGUAUUUUUCAGAAAAUUGUAACAGAUUUCUUGGAGAUGAUUGUGAAAGGAUCAGGAAAUCCAGGAUAGCCAUUUCUUUAGUAUCCAUUUAAAAUCUGUUCGUUUCAUGUUAGUGGGACUGUUAACUUGUCACCAAGCAGGACUCUAUUUAAAACAAAAUUUAAAACUACUCGUGGCCUAUAUGUGUUUAAUCCUGGUUAAAGAUAAAGCUUCUAAUGCUGUUUUUCAUUCAACACAUUAACCAGCUGUAAAACACAGACCUUUAUCAACAGCAGGCAAAGAAUUUCAGGAUUCAUACACAGACGGUAAAGUCAUGUAAUUUGAAAAGCAGUGUUUCAUUAUGAAAGAGCUCUCAAGUUGCUUGUAAAGCUAAUCUAAUUAAAAAGAUGUAUAAAUGAUCUUGAAAAA